Messenger RNA from Episyrphus balteatus (marmalade hoverfly), 1250 nucleotides. Its product is annotated as protein pygopus-like. The coding region runs from base 142 to 1173 and encodes 343 amino acids. The transcript has a single exon. The record is from RefSeq and is a predicted model, not a curated record. Lineage: Eukaryota; Metazoa; Arthropoda; Insecta; Diptera; Syrphidae.
CUUAUAGACUCUUGUCAUUUAAAUUUGGUUUGGAGACAAAUUAUAAUAUAAAAACCAAACUGUCACAAACAAUCGAUAUCAGUAUAGUUUGAGAUAGUUGAGCAAUUAAGUUGUUGGAAGAAGAAAAACGAUACAUCAAAAAUGAAAUUAUUAAUUGUGUCCUUUGCAUUGGUGGUAGCUAUUGCUGCUAGGCCAAGCCCUUAUGGUCAUGAACAUGAUCAUCAUCAUGGACCUGAACAUCAUCACUUACCACCCCCACCAUUGUUUGAUGAACCUGGAUUUGAGGGACAUGAAUUUGGAUUUGGACCCGGUUUUGGACCAGAUUUUGAAGAUGACUUCGAACAUCAUUUGCCACCCCCACCACACCAUCAUGGACCACCACACCAUGUUCCACACCAUGAGCCACACCAUAUUCCACACCAUGAACCUCAUCAUAUUCCACAUCAUGAGCCACACCAUUUACCCCACCAUGAGCCACAUCAUGAGCCACAUCAUUUACCCCACCAUGAACCUCACCAUGAACCACACCAUAUUCCCCACCACGAGCCAGUUCACCACGUUCCACACCACGGUGGCGGAGGAUUUGGUGGCAUCGGAGGUGGAAAACUUGGAGGCGGUGGUUCCCAAAACUUUGGACUAUUGGCUGGAGGUGGUGGAAGUUCUUUGGCAUCAGGACAAGCCCAAAGUGGACAGGGUAUCGGAGGUAUUGGCGGAGGUUCCAGUCUUGCUUCUUCAUCAGCACAAUCACAGAACUUUGGUGGAUUAGGUGGUGUUGGAGGUGGUUCCAGCAUUGCUUCGGCCCAGUCACAAAGUUUGAACCAAGGUGGACUCGGAGGUGGACUUGGUGGUUCCUCAGCCCUGGCACAAUCGCAAAGUCUGAACCAAGGUGGACUUGGUGGAUUUGGAGGAGGUUCUGGAGGUUCUAGCAGUGCCACAGCCUCAGCACAAGCUCAAAAUGUUAUUCAAGAUAUAUUUGGUGGAGUUGGAGGUGGAUUGGAUAGUGGCAGCAGUGCUAAUGCUCUUACACAAUCUAAUCAAGGUUUAUUUGGUAGUGGAUUUGGUGGAAGUGGAGCAUCUGCUACAGCUCAAUCACAAAACUUAAACCAAGGUGGAUUUGGAGGUGGUUCAUCGAAUGCAGUUGCAACAGCACAAAGUUCUUCAUUUGGAAGAUAAAUAGAUAAUAUAUAUAAAUUUAAGAAAACUAUACCGAUGUAUUUUAGAACGUACUAAAUAUAGUUCUACACAAAUAA